AAACAGCACGGCCGGGACGUGGACACGAAUCAGCUGUCGGUGAACAGCCUCGACAAAGUGUUUUUCACCGUAACCCCAUCAAGCAGCAUGGAGACGUUGAACAUGCCAGAAGAUGAUUGCAAGGAUAUUACAAUCUCAGUGCCGAUCACUUCAACUGGUGGCGAUGAGCCUGCCUCUUCCAAACCCAGGCAGAGAAAGAUGAGCGUGAUAUCGAUGGACUGGGUCAAAGAAAAAUGGCGUCUGGCGCAAGAAGAGAAAGAAAAGAAGAAAGCCAAGAAGGAAAUGACAUUCAAGGAAAUGACUCCUCAAGAAAUUGCCAUUUUCAUCGACGAAAAAAGCCGAAUCUUCUUCCCCAUCUGCUUCAUUAUCUUCUGCAUUCUCUACUGGACCCUUAUCAUCAUUCUCUGAAAUAAUCCAUUGCGCACAAUUAUUCCCUCUCAUACAAAUAAUAUGAGCUGCAAAUGAUAUAAAAUAAGGAGGAAAGUGUCUCGGCUGCCCCGGUAUACUCUGUAUUUCUGACGGUUUCUGGCAACUCGGUUGCUAUACAUCUUGCCUAUUCUCUUCGAUGUCUUUGUUCAGUUCAGGAAAAUUUUAUAAAUUAAGUAAGACGAUGCCCUCACUCUGUCUCAGUCCUUAGUUCAAUUUGUUAAUGUCAAGUAGAGAUGCUCGUGAAAGCAUGAAGUCAUGAGAGAGAUUCCCCGAACACGACAGCAAGAUGGCGCGAUUUCAAGAGGAAGAUCGUUAGCGAUCAUAUCUGCUGCUUCCCUCGUUGCCUGCUUCAGGAUGGUAAGAAGAAUUACGAC
Messenger RNA from Darwinula stevensoni, 803 nucleotides. The record is from the annotation of a GenBank genome assembly. Lineage: Eukaryota; Metazoa; Arthropoda; Ostracoda; Podocopida; Darwinulidae.